Messenger RNA from Mycosarcoma maydis (corn smut), 1206 nucleotides. RefSeq lists its product as uncharacterized. The transcript has a single exon. The coding region runs from base 1 to 1206 and encodes 401 amino acids. Gene Ontology annotation, molecular function: 2-oxoglutarate-dependent dioxygenase activity. NCBI's taxonomy places the organism in Eukaryota, Fungi, Basidiomycota, Ustilaginomycetes, Ustilaginales. The record is from RefSeq and is a predicted model, not a curated record.
AUGGAAGAACACGAUCGCGAUGUCGACGACCCUUUCCUGCUGCUUCUUCGUGAACGAGCGAUUCAGUCGCGCAAGCAGCAGGGCAUUCCCUUUGCACAGGACGACCAAAAGCAAGACUGGCCGUUGCGAUUGACACGACCUCCUCCUGCAAGGAGAUUCCGAGAAAUCAUCGAACAACACGUCCCUGUGCUAAUAGACGGCUGCAUGAAAGAUCGUCCGCUAGUUGCCAAAUGGAAGGAUACGAGCCACCUCGAAUCGUGCAUGGGACCUGAUCGGGCCGUUGUGGUGGCCAUCACCCCGGAUGGCAGGGCGGACGAUUUGAACAUACAUCCCGAGCAUGGUAGCGCUGUGUUUGCGCUUCCACUCGAAGAGAACAUGCCAUUUUCACAGCUACUGGAGCGAUUAUCGAAUCAAGUAUGCGGCAAAGCGGAUACCAUCGCCUAUCUUCAGUCUCAGAAUUCAAAUCUGAGCGUGCAAGAGUUUGGCGAUCUUUCCCCCCUUCUGCGUGCUCUCGAGUCGCGCAUAGACGCGGACCAACUGACCACCAACAGUGACAGGCGCAGCGAUUUGACGUGGGCGACCGAAGCGAUCGGGUACGCUCCUGAGGCGACCAACAUAUGGAUCGGUACCUCUGCGUCUCGCACCUCGAUGCAUCGAGACUACUACGAGAAUCUCUUCACCGUGAUUCGAGGCUGGAAGGAAUUCACUGUUUUUCCUCCGGCGGAAAGCUGCUUUCUUUGCGACGACGAAGAGUACGCCGUGUAUAGGUACGUCAAGGAUCUUGGCCCGGACGGCAACGAUACAAAGCGGCUGACACUGCAGAGGGACGGAAAGGGCACAACAACAAGAUGGAUACCCAUCGAUCCGACGUUGCCGAAACAUGCGGAGCGCAAUGUACCCUUCGUCCACCGAGACCUCAACUCCACUCGAUCGCAGCAGCAAACACCGAUUCAAAGACACACUCCACAAACCAAGUAUGGAUACGCCUUACCUGCGCUUAAGAUUCGCGUCCACGAGGGCGAGACGCUCUAUCUUCCCAGCGGCUGGUUCCAUCAUGUUUCGCAACAUCAGGACGAGCAGAUAGUGCAUGUAGAGGGACGAGAUGCCAUCGACCGUGGCCUUUGCCUCUGCCUGAACUGGUGGUACGAGAUUUCGGACGAUAUGGCUAUCAAGCUGGAAGAGACCGACCUGACAAUACCCACGUAA